Zeugodacus cucurbitae (melon fly) is the source of this 2006-nucleotide messenger RNA. It is a transcript of the gene NiPp1, whose product is annotated as nuclear inhibitor of protein phosphatase 1. The record is from RefSeq and is a predicted model, not a curated record. NCBI's taxonomy places the organism in Eukaryota, Metazoa, Arthropoda, Insecta, Diptera, Tephritidae. Gene Ontology annotation, cellular component: nuclear speck. The transcript is spliced from 6 exons. Gene Ontology annotation, molecular function: mRNA binding; protein serine/threonine phosphatase inhibitor activity; protein binding. The coding region runs from base 135 to 1313 and encodes 392 amino acids.
GAGACCAUAGUAAGAAAAUAAUAAACAACUGACAAUCCCCAACAGUUUCAUCUAAUAAAAGUCAUUGUAUUAAAAUAUUUUAAAUAAUAUAUAAAUAGUAUAUUUUGCUUAACUUUAAAAGUUAAGAAAAUAUUAUGGCUAAUAGUUACGAUAUACCGAGUUGGGCUGGUAAACCACCCACCGGUUUGCAUUUGGAUGUCCUAAAGGAAGACAAACUUGUGCAGAAACUAAUGGUGGAUGAAAAACGGUGCUACCUCUUUGGUCGUAAUAAUCAAAUGAAUGAUUUUUGCAUUGACCAUGCUUCCUGUUCUCGAGUGCAUGCUGCAUUCGUUUAUCAUAAACAUUUAAACAUUGCUUAUUUAGUUGAUUUGGGUUCAACACAUGGGACAUUUAUUGGUACAUUACGUUUGGAAGCUCACAAACCCACGCAGUUACAAAUUAAUAGCACGUUUCAUUUCGGAGCUUCUACCCGACGAUAUAUUUUAAGAGAACGGCCAUCGGCUGGUCAACGAAAUAGCAUUAUGGAAGAUUUGCCAAUGAAUGAGACGAGUGAUGGAGCUUUACUGGGUUUGCCUGAAAGUCAAACCGAAUUAGAUAAUCUCACCGAAUAUAACACUGCCCACAACCGACGUAUUUCCAUGUUGGGAAUUGCGGAUGAUAAUCUGAGAAAACAAAAUGCCGCAAAACAAAGUGGGCGUAAACGACGCAAUGUUACAUUUAACGAUGAAGAAAUCAUAAUAAACCCCGAAGAUGUUGACCCAACUGUUGGCCGUUUCCGUAAUUUAAUUCAAACAACUGUAGUGCCUGCGAAACGAGGACGUUUUGAUGCUGGCAAUCAAAUGGGAAUCCAAACAUCACCAAACAAUGAAAGCCUAUCUUCUACCAACACAACUAGUCAUCAAAUAUUCCAACAAAGUUUAGCUGAACUAAAGCAACAAGUAGAUGCUGUACCAUUAUCGCCAAAUUCACUUUAUCAAGGUCUCCCAGCAUCCAUACAUGAUACGCAUUCAAAUUCCAGUUUAAAGUUUAACAACAGCAACAUUGAUUUUGAUAUCACACCAAUUGCUAUGGGCACCAAAUUGGGUCUAUUGUUGCCCAAUCCUGCGCCUGACGUAACACCAGUGGUUGAGCCAUCACAUACUAAGGCAAUAGCCGUACACGGAGCCGCACAAAAGCAGGGACAAAACGCAAACUUGCGUUUCGAUCCACACGCCGUUGGUGGAGCAUCUGAGAGUGGUACGCAUGGCCCACAAAAGAAGAAAUAUGCCAAGGAAGCAUGGCCUGGACGAAAGCCAAUGCUGGGUCAACUUUAAAAAUGCACGUACCAAAAGUGAAAAUAACCAUUUUUAGUUAAAAUAAAAUAAAAAAAUAAGUUCAAACAUAUUUAUGUAUGUCAGAAUUCUUCAUUUGUGUAAAGUAUUUAGCAAUAAUAUAACAGUGUAAAAUACUAUUUUACUUUAUGGAGAAUUUACACUGAAGAACAUGUUUCAAUUAUUGUGCAUUAUUCAGUUAUCGUUAAGUUAUGCGAAGAAAGAAAUAGUAAAUACAUGAUAAUGUAUAGGAAGUUGACUAACAUAGUUUUUAGACUUUUAAUAAAUUUUUUAAAAUAUCAAUGACGAACAAACCUCUAAAAAAUCGAUUUCAAAACUAAUGUCAUUUGUUUAUUUACUAAAAAAAAUUACAAAAAAAAAUAUAAUUAAAUUAAAGUUUUUAAACAAAGUUCGUUUUAUGAAUUUUCAAAGAAAUAAUGCAGUCCCCAUUGAAGGCUCACCCACUAACUACAGUGCUUUUAAAACUAAAUUAUCAGCUGUUUCAUUGCACUGGCUAAAAUGCACUUGUGAUAAAUAAAGUCGAAGUUAAGACUUACAACUAUUACUUAACUGUUGAAAUAUAAAAUUAUCCUUUAAUUUAUACAUUUAUCUACGAAAAAAAAUUAUAUACAAGUUUUGUUAAAGUUUGCAAUGUAUACAGUGCCUGUGAUACCGCCCGAUCUACGUCAUGAAGAA